This is a messenger RNA of Porites evermanni, 3816 nucleotides long. NCBI's taxonomy places the organism in Eukaryota, Metazoa, Cnidaria, Anthozoa, Scleractinia, Poritidae. The record is from the annotation of a GenBank genome assembly.
AUGUCGGAAUCCACUGAAAUUGCUGUGACAAUAGUAACGUCAGUGCUUAUCAUCACAAGUAUCGCCGGAAACUCUUUUGUUUGUGCCAUUAUUAAGAAGAAUCGAGACAUGAGGUAAAUACAUGGUCGCCUUGUACAAAGCUAUGGAGUGAUACUUCCAACUCCCCUUAACCACUUGAUACCACUAUAUUGUCAUUUACGCAUACAACUGAUGAAAAGAAGGCGAAUAACUUAUAAAUAAACAGUAGAUAAUCCCAAUUUAUGGAACCCCAGAUUUUUCGAAACUCUAACCAAACCUAUCUUUCUUUCGCCAAUCAAUCACCUUUAUUUAUUUAUUUAUUUAUUUAUUUUUUUUUUUUUUUGGGGGGGGGGGGGGAAAAUUAUGGUUGCUUCCUUUCCAAUCUUUCGCCUCUUAUCGCUAUUUUCGAAAAAAUGCCGUGAUAUACCACGUUACAAUGCGUUGAGUAACUUUACCAUUUCAUUUCACAGAAAUCCCAUAGAUUACUUACUGGUGAACCUCGCGGUAGCGGAUAUCAUCUAUACAACAUUUUCUUUACCAGGCGUGGUGUUGGGAUACACUAACAGUCACCCAGAGGGAGUGACUGGCAAGGUGUUUUGCAUAGCACUGACACGGGGAACCAUUACAUGGGUCGGGGCUUUUUCUUCAGUCUUAACUCUGGUUGCUAUUGCCACGGAACGAUACUUAAGCGUUAUAUACCCUGUUGGCGGCAAAGGAAAAUUUACCAUGCGAAGACUGAAGGUAUGUUGCAGUUUCAACACCCAACAAUAAGCCAGCGCUGUUUGGUAAAUGCAUAACGAAGAUGAGUAAGUUGAAAAAAAAUUCAAAGAAUGAUCAUUCAACUCAAAUCAGGAAUUUAAGUUAGCAUUAGCAGCGCAUAAAAUAGGGAAAUUAUAAGAAUCCCUAACCAAAUGCAACAAAAUGUACUGAAGUGAAUUACCGUAGAGUAUCUAUGAGUGUUGCAAUAUUCUAACUCUACCGGAUAUCCGCUAUCUAUGAACAGCAACGGCAGACAAUUAAAACAAGUCUUUCACACACAUGGAACAUCAUGCCUUAGCUUUUGGCCGAGAGGGUUUGGUGAACUAAAUCGUAGUCCUCACUACUGAAUAUUUACUUCCGUCUCAAUCCAGUCCUCGCUCCUACUUUUUCACUUGUGGCACAGAACGCUUCACUUUGGAGAACAGCGUGGCACAGCACAAAGUAAAAGCUUUGUAAAUAAAUGAAAAUGUAAAUUCUUAGCAGAGUUCGAUUUAACCUAAUUUUGUUUUUAUAUUCCAUUCCUAGAUCAUUAUACCUUGUUUUUGGGUCUUUUCUUUAUUUUUGCAAAUCCCGGGAGUUAUAAACAUGGCAUUAGACAAUGAAUUCAGAAAACGAGAAUCAAAGUUCUGCACCAUGAGGCCGCUUUCCUACAAAAAUUGGCUACGCAAAGGUUCUUUUUUCUUAUGGUUUUCCAUGGUUGUUAUUUCGAUUGCGGUGAUGAUUGGGUUAUAUUCCAGAGUCGUGUACUCCUUGUGGACCAGGAACAACAACGUUGAACUCACACAUCGACAGAAGGUAGGUUUUUGUCACGUAUCAAAACCUUAAUACAUAGAAACGCUUAGGCUUAAGCUCCUCUGAUAAGAUUUAGUGAAGCUUAUCCAAUGUUCUUUCUGAUUAUACUUCUGUCUUAAUAGCUAGAGUUAUUUUACUUUCCCUUGAAACAGAUAGCGGAGUACUACGCACUAUCUGCUAGAUUCAUAUUCCCAAUAACGCACCUUGUUUUCCCCAAAUAUUUUGCCAAAGUUUGUUUUCAAUUUUUUUUAAGGUACGGUCACCAGUCCCAAGAAAAAUUGAAAAUGAUGUCAUGCAAAAUUUUGUGGGGGAAAACAAAUUGCUUUAUGGGAAUGAUAUUUUCUUUUGUUUACUUGUUAACUAUUUGGUACUGUUUGUCCGAUACUGUUCCACGGUUUAAUUAAUAUAUAUCUAUAACUAAGAUAAUACGUAAAAAAUGCUUGUUUUAUUAUUCAAAUACAUACCAAUUCCAAUCAGAAAAUGGUCGACGACACGCUUGUGACUCAACUGAUAUUCAAAUAUUACUCAAUGGUAACAGAGAUUAAGGUUGAGGCCGCGGGGGACACCUAUAUAUCUAUAAAUAAACUCAUGAGGCAUUAUUUUGCUUAUGCUAUUUCUUUUAAAACGCUUAUACCUCGGCUGUAUUAGAGGCGAUUUAGAUAAAAUUUAACACAGAAAUUUUGGAAUGACGGAAGUUUUGGAUGGUUGUUUUAUAUUUGGUAGAUCGCACUUAAUGCUUUAAGCCACACUUGUACCAAAUUGAUCUCCUCACUCGAAUUUGUAACUAUCUUAUUUAAUGUUACACCUUAUACUACAUCAGACUUUCCUCAACAUACAGCUCCACGAACGUCGAACUGUCAAUCUACAGAAUUUAUCACGUCUACUUACUAAAGAGCGUUUUAACAUUACACAUUUUCGUUAUUCUUAUAAAUAUAAAGACUUAGAUGCCUUCUCCCAGUCUUGGGCCUGCAAUGAUGUUUUACGUUCGCUCAGUGGUAAACAUUUAGUGCAUUUGUUGAAAACUUAGUCCUCUUACUAGCCUAGUCCCUGACUUCGUAACAUCCUAGUAUCCAUCAGUUAGUUUCUCAUACAAAUUUGUAACAUCAGUUGCCCAUUAGAAGUGAAAAUACACGGGAUGGGCAGUCGCCCUUCUCUUAGCAUAAAAAGUGAGACCUAUUGCCUGGGACUAUGCCAGCUGAUGAGUCCUAAUGAGGACGAUUUAGCUGUUCAUGGCUGACCCUGCCGGGGUGAUCUGGUUGUGCUCAUGCGUAAGGUAAUGGCCAUACAGCAGAGUUGGUGCUUCAGUGCAGAAACUGGUAUUGGAGACUACCUUGCCUGCAAGAUGGCUCACUUAUGCUUAUUCCGGAAAAGGUUUUGCCGCCAUCACGCCAGGAAAAGUGAGCCUGCACGCGGGCUAUUGAUUUUUCAGUUUCGCCCCUUUCUUUGUGUCGAUACUAUCCAACAGGAGCAAAGCAAAUGUAAACAUAAUGACAGGAAGUUGCACGUGCAGAUGUUAUACUCAAAUGCAUCAGAGGUUACUUUUCCUCACGCGAGGGGCCGCCAAAAUUCUACCUGAGUUAGCUCGCACAAGUGAACCUGUUCGCAGGCUAGAGGCAACCAAUUGGCUAUUCACAAGCGUGGCCGAGGAUCUAAACUGGAGACGACCGAGAGCAAAUCCAGCAGGUGGCUAGAGUGGGACUCGAACCCGGUACCGCCCAAUUGCGAGCCCAAAACGCUGAGCACUCGGCCACGCUGCCUCCUCCAGAGGCGAGUAUGCGAGGCGCCGGGCAGAAUGCCUAGCGCGAUAGGCGCACUUAGCUAAAGCAAAGCUGGCCGGCACAGUCCUAAGGUAUAUCUUGCUUCUUUACAACGUUUUUAAUUAAUUCAACCUGUAAAUGAGUUUUCUGAUUUCUUACGCAGGCUGUGCUGAAGGUACGAAAGCGAGUGACCUUAAUGAUUGUAACAGUCAGUGCCAUAUUUGGUAUCACUUGGCUCCCAGAUACAAUCAUGCACACCGUCGAGGUAACAACCAGCCUUAAGUUCGGUCCCGUCGUAUUUCCUAUUGUUCACACAAUCAUCAUGUUCAACUGCGCUGUCAAUCCAUUUGUUUACGCGCUGAUCAACCAACGAUUCAGAGAAAAGAUGAGGAGAAUGCUGUACUGCAGUUCACGCUUAUUGGAACCAAGAAGUCGCUCAAAAUCUCAAUCGCAUAGCAUCGAGUUAGUAAUCACUCAGCCAAGGGCUUAG